AUGUCGAUGGGCGCGCCGAGGCAGACGCGCCGCUUUGGCGCGCGGAACCAGAAGCUGCGAGCGCCGCGAAGUCAUGGCCUGGGCGUUCCGAUCGAGGACAUGUGGGAGCGGCUCUCUGUUGCCAUCACGCACAUCCAACACCACAAUAUCUCCAAGCUCAGCUACGAAGAACACUACCGCUAUGCGUACAAUUUGAUUCUCAACCAGCAGGGCGAUAUGCUCUACGCAGGCGUCCGACGCCAGGUGACCGACCAUCUGAUCAAGCAGAGCGACGAGCUGCUCGUGCCACUGUUUCCACUCGAUGCCCCUACCGCGCUCGCUGCAGAGGACGCGUACAAAGGAAAGGGCAAGCAGGAAAAUUUUAUUGCCUCCGUGCUCUGCCUGCUGCCAGAGAGCGAGCAGACGGGCGCGAUCUUGGCGACGAUUCCCGCCAACGAGCGGUUCCUCAACGCGGUGACGAGCGUGUGGGAAGACCACUGCUCGUGCAUGGGCAAGCUGCGCGACGUGCUGAAAUAUGUGGACCGCGUGUACGUGACGAAUGAGAACGAGCUGCCGAUCUGGGAGCUCGGCAUGGAGCUCUUCCGUGAUACCAUUGUGCGCUCCACGCGCGUCCUUUUUGCACCGAACCUGAUGGUCACGUUGCUGCGCCAGAUUUACUGCGAGCGCGAAGGCGCGUCUGUCGAGCGGCGCUCGCUCAAGAGCGUGUCCGAUAUGCUGCUUGCUUUGACGCAGCCCGGUGCGCAGGCGCGCUCGACUGUAUACCAAAAAGAUUUCGAGCCGCUGCUCCUGGAGACUACGUCAGAGUACUACUGUGCCGAAGCUGCGCGCCUUCUCGCUGCCGGCCAAGCGACGUGCUACCUUCAGCAGGCCGAGCGCCGCUUUGCUGAGGAGGAGACGCGCGUGCAUGCGUGCCUCAGCGCCGGGACACUGGCGCCGCUGCGCGCAGCGUUGGAGCGAAACCUGCUCACCGACCAUUUGGAAGAAGUGCUUGCCAUGGCCGACGGCGGCCUUGUCGCGCUGCUCGAGUCGGAUCGGCGCGACGAUCUGGAGCGCAUGUACCGCUUGUUCAGCAUGGUGCAAACAGGUCUUUUUGCGCUGAACAAGGCGCUGCGCACCUAUGCAACCAUAAAAGGCCAGGCGAUCAACGAUGCCGCACGUUUUCCUGCCGAGUCUGGCCCCGGCGCAACCGCCGAACUAGCCAUGCACUGGGUCAGCCAAGUGCUGCAGUUCAAGACACGAUUCGACACCGUUCUAUAUACCAGCUUCCGAGGCGACAAGUCGUGUGGCGCAGCGAUCAACGAAGCAUUUGACUCGUUCGUCAACAUGAAUCCCCGCGCGCCCGAAUACAUUUCCCUCUUUAUCCAUGAACACCUGAAGAAAGGCGCGAAAGUCACGUCGGAUGCGGGGAUCGAGCAGGUGCUCGACUCCACCAUUGCAAUCUUCCGCUUUGUGCACGAAAAAGACAUGUUUGAGCGGUACUACAAGCUUCAUCUAACGCAGCGCUUACUCCACGGCCGGUCUGUCUCGGACGACGUCGAGCGCGGCAUGAUUGGCAAGCUCAAGGUCGAGUGCGGCCACGGCUACGUGCAGAAACUGCAAGGGAUGCUGAACGACAUGAAACUUAGCGAAGAGGUGCUCGCUGCGUUUCACCAGCGGCAAGCUGCACACCUGGCUUUCCAGCUCAACGUGCAUGUUCUCACCGCAACCUACUGGCCGAUCGCCGCGCCGCAGGCGCCCGUGUUCUUUUCUCCUCUCCUGCGCAAUGCGUGCGCUGCAUUCGAGCAGUUCUACGCGCAGCGACAUCGCGGGCGUGUGCUGACCUGGCAACCGAAUCUCGGUUCCGCCGACGUCAAGGUCCGUUUCCGUGCACGGACCCAUGAGCUGGUCGUCUCGACCUUUGCGCUCGUCGUCCUGCUCUUGUUUGAGGAGGAGGAGACGUUGGGUUACAAGACAAUUCGCGAAAGCACCAACAUUGGGGACACGGACCUUCAGCGCACGCUGCAGAGCCUCGCGUGCGCCAAGUACAAGAUUCUGCACAAGGUGCCCAAAGGCCGCACCAUCCACGAGGACGACACGUUCCACUUUAACGCGGACUUUACCGCGCCCCUCGCCCGCAUCAAGAUCGCUCAAGUCGCGGCCAAAGUCGAGACGCCCACCGAGCGCAAAGAGACGGCGGCCAAGGUCGAAGAAGAGCGCAAGAGCCAAGUAGAGGCUUGCAUCGUGCGCGUAAUGAAGAACCGCAAGACGCUCUCACACAAUGACCUCGUAAACGAAGUCGUGCGGCAGCUCUUGCCGCGCUUCCAACCGACGCCCGCAUUGAUCAAGAAACGGAUCGAGUCGCUGCUCGAGCGCGAAUUUCUCGAGGCACACACGCCGUGCGCCAGGCAACAAGCGUCGCCCUCCGAGGCGGACGAUUUUCUUGCUCGCGCGCAAGCGCUCGGCUUGCGACUCACGCGCGCCGACUACGAACGCACACGCGCGGGUGUCGCGGCAUUCCUAAAGGCCGAGCGCAUCCCUCUCGGCUCGCCUUCCGCGUCGACUGAUCCCGUGGAUGAAGAGCGCAAAGCACCGCUUCCCGACCCGUGCCUCUCCCCGAGCGAGUCCGAAAGCAGUGUAAGCCGGCAAGCAAGCAGCGUCGAUCCACCAGCCCUUUCCCGUUGGCUGCGCACCACAAGCGGGCAGCUCGGCUUCUUCACAGCGGUCGUGCGCCAGCACGCCGGCGAGAAGGGGCGCCUGCGCAUCUCGCUGGACGAUGUCGGGAGCGCCGAAGAACGGCGCCGGCGUCGCCGACGCCGACGGCGCAUACUCGAAAAGCAGAUGCUAUUGGAGAGCAUGCCCCUCUCCCCACCACUGCCCGGCCACGAUGCCGUGCCCCAAACUCCGCGCCGCUGCCAACUUUUGCGCAGCAGCACGCCUCUUUCCCGCCCCGUACAGCCUACUCCGCCCGGGACGGACGAUUCGCGUGCGAGUCCUUCCUCGCCAUCGAGUCCCGAGCUCAACGUGCUGAACCGCAUGGCCCGUAUGGACCACGGCGGGAAACUGUGGCUCGCCUCGCGCCACGACGACGCUUUCGAUCCGAAAAGCGAAGACAGCACCGCGCUCAACGACGACUCAGGCGUUUUUUACGAACAAGACAAGUCGGAUAUGCUUGGCUGGGGGCCGCGGCCGUUCGCACGUUCAAACACAGACAAUCUAGACGCGUGCAUGAAGAGUAUGAGUCUACUGGAUCGGAUCAUGCUGAGCAAAACGAGUCCUCGCCGCAUCCGCCGCGAGGCCAAGGAGCGCGAGCGACUGCGCGUCGCACCUUUUGACACGCUCGAGCACCUGCAGCCCACGUACGUCGAUGCGAAAGACGACACGCCCGACACGAGCAUGGCCAACUGGGCAGACGUGUCCUCGGAAUCGUCUGGACACAAGCGCCAAAGCAGCUCCUCCGGCGGACGCUUUCUCCGCGGCGCCUCUUCGACGCCGCUGCACAGGCCGCCCUCUUCUGCGCGCGGCUCGUACGACUUUGUUCUGCACGACUCGUCCCCAGAAAAAAGCACGCCGGCGCGCUCCAUGCUUGACUCGCCGCUUCGCACACGCCGCUGUUCCUCGCGCACGCCCGCAAAGCGUGACGUAGACGAGCCCAGCGCAUCUGCGACACCGCUCACCAAGCUCGACCCCAACAUGCAAAUCACUCCGAUGCGCUUUUCUCCCGAGUAUGGGCUCGCUUGUGCGCAUGCGUCCAUGUUUUCUCCUAAUCUCCUCACGCCAUGGACUCACCAGGGCCGGCUGAUGUCCAAUGCCGGCCUUGCAGCUGUCCCUAGCUCCCCGGCAGACUGGGAAGCACCCGCGCGGCAGUCCAGGGCGAAUUUUGCCUACUCGUCCACGCCGCUAUCCCACCUCCCGUUUGGCGAAGCAGACGCGACAAACAUUCCCCAGGUGGUGCCCUCGCCGAACCGCCUCCUUUGCAUCGAAUCCUUCCCUGGCAAGUCGCCGCAACAGCGCGCCUAUUUCGCACGCAACUCGCCCGUCAAAGUCACACACGCAAGUCCGCUGGCCGACAAGAGCAACGCGCGCCAACUGCAAGUGAGCCCUGCGCUGCGCACGGGCAGGGCAGGGCUUAGCCGUACCGCGCUCGAGACGCCAUGGGACAAGAUUCCUUUCCAGCGCACCGAGACGAUCAGUCCCGCCGACAUUUUCCAUCCCGCCGCAGCUGCAUGGCCAGCGCCGCCGCUCAUAGAGGCCGAGGUGUGCGAGGCAGACGAGCACGACUUGCCUUCUGUGAGCAGCUCGCCCGAGACGGCAUCGCACCGUUUGCGCACCGGACGCCGCAAAAAUGUACUGCAGCGCACCCCCUCUGUUGCAUCGAUCCUCCCGACACACUGCGACGACGUUUUUGCCAAAGACAAGGCACCCGAUCCUAUGUUUGGCGAAGCUUUCUGCCAGGUAGCUGUACACGAUGGGCAGACCGAGUGGGAGCAGCCCAAUGGGAGCAAAAUAGUCAAGCUUGUCUCUGAAGAGCUCCAAGCCGCGAUUGAUUCCGGCACGCUGGACCACGAGCCCGAGCCGCGCUUCUACCGACUCCCGCCUGGUUAUGGCACCGGCAAGGCAAAGCCCUCGUCUGUCUCCUAUGCAGGCUUGAUUGGCCAAGCCAUUUUGAGCUCCUCCGACAGCCGCUUGAGCCUCGCGGAGAUUUACAAUUGGAUCAGCACCGUGUACCCAUUUUACGAGCGCGGCGACCGCGGCUGGCAGAAUAGUAUCCGGCACAACCUCAGCCUAAACAAGAGCUUUGUCAAGCUCGAGCGCGAGUCGACUAUCCCAGGCAAAGGCGGCUGGUGGGCGAUUGUGCCGGGGCACGAACCGCGCUUCAAGAAUGGGCUCUACGUUCCGAGUGCAUCGCGCAAUGAGCCGGUCCAAAGCACACGCGCAUUUCGUUCGUCCUACUCUGCCCCAGCCCAUGCACUGCCGUCCCCAGCGAAGGACGAUGUGCGCAAACGGCGAACGGCGGUGCCAGCGGCCGAGGCUGGCGCCGACGCCGACGAAUCCAGGCCCGACGUUUCGCGUCAGCUGUUCAAGCGUGCACGCACAGUCCAGCACCCCAUCCCGUUUGAGCACGUCGGGGCGCUUUGCGACGUUGCGAACACGAGCGGCCAUUUGCCGCUCUUGACGGACAGUACCAGCAGUCCCGAUACGAGUCCCAUGCACAGUUUUUCGCACGAUAAGAGCGCCGUGAUGCAUGGGGCAUGGCCGAACCAGGGCAUGUUUGCGCAAAGUAAGCAGUUGAGCGCAAUGCACAUGCAGCCCAUGGGCGAGAUCGCAGGCUACCCCGCGCCGAUGUAUAUGAACGCGGUGCAUACAAAGCCCGUGCCCACACCGUACCUCUCGCCCCAGAAGCGGUCGCCUGUCACGGCACGGCAGCGUCCUGCGUACAGUCCAUUCACGGGCCCGAACCCGUUCCAUAGCUAG
Messenger RNA from Malassezia vespertilionis, 5451 nucleotides. RefSeq lists its product as uncharacterized. The transcript has 5 exons. Gene Ontology annotation, molecular function: ubiquitin protein ligase binding; sequence-specific DNA binding; DNA-binding transcription factor activity. The record is from RefSeq and is a predicted model, not a curated record. Gene Ontology annotation, biological process: protein ubiquitination; ubiquitin-dependent protein catabolic process; regulation of DNA-templated transcription. Gene Ontology annotation, cellular component: Cul3-RING ubiquitin ligase complex. Lineage: Eukaryota; Fungi; Basidiomycota; Malasseziomycetes; Malasseziales; Malasseziaceae. The coding region runs from base 1 to 5451 and encodes 1816 amino acids.